AUGCCACCACCGCCGUCACCAUCGAGAGCGCCGCCGCCAUCUCCAAGGAUGAGGGUGAUACGAGAGAUCUCACCCCCGCCGCUUUCAAGAACAACGACCUUGCGAGAGAGGUCGAGCUCGCCACCGCGAAUGAUAAGAAGCCCACCAAGCCCGCCACGAACGGACGCAGCUGGGCCUUCGAUAUUGCCGGGACAGCAUCCAGAGCGUCUCUCCUUGGCGCUUCUGACUGAGGGACUGUCUCCAAGAUAUGAGCCUAACUCACCGUCGAGCGUGGGAGCGCAUCGUGGCUCGACCGAGGGUACACCGGAGCCGAAUAAACCGGAUGCCCCGGAGCGUGGGAGCACGCCUUCAAAUCCUGGUGACAUCGAGAAGCUGAUCAAGUGGCUGGACCUUGAGUACAACCCCAGCGGCGACUUCCUCGAAAGCAAACACUUCGCGAUGCGCGAUCUCCAGUACAUCCUCAAGGCAACUGCACAAGCCAUUGACCGCAAUUUCGAUGCGGAGCUGUACCAGAGGGUGCAAGAGGCUUGGGGUUCGAAGUAUUGUAUCGAGGUAUUCAUAGAUCAAUUCUUUGCGGAUCGUCCGAUUGAAUGGGAGUACGCCUCUGGCGACCUAGUCGACACCUGGGAUGAGAUGACUUUGAAGGAGUAUCUGAAUGCUGCCCGGAAGGAGAUUGAGUGGAUACAUAACAAACUCAACAGGUUGGACUUGCACAUGCGGAAUGCGGAGUAUCUGAAGAGUAUUGGGAACCGCAAUAGCUUCAGCUACAUUCCGACGGAACGUGAGAAGGGUUUGAGUAAAUGA
Molecule: messenger RNA, 804 nt
Organism: Saxophila tyrrhenica
Lineage: Eukaryota; Fungi; Ascomycota; Dothideomycetes; Mycosphaerellales; Extremaceae
Exons: 2
Coding region: 1-804 (267 amino acids)
Source: RefSeq, a predicted model, not a curated record